ACAUAAUUUUUUUUUGGGAUUAUAAUUUGCUUCAAUAAUAGUUCUAUCUCAUGAAUGAUUAUAUUCUCAAAGAGCUAAUUUUUUUGAUCAAUAUAUAAUUGAUUCUAUAUAUAUACUUCUACAUCUCAAGAGAGUGGGAUAGGAUUAUUAUUGUGUUCCUUUUAGCAGCUUAAUUGCUAGCUAGCUAAAGAUGGCUGUUUACCUUCACCACCCAUGGCUCUUUGUGUUUGGAGUCUUAGGGAACAUUGUAUCCAUCUUCCUUUACAUUUCCCCAUUGCCCAUGUUUGUUAGAAUCUGCAAAGCAAAAGCUACAAUGGGCUAUCAAGUAGUGCCUUAUGUGGUAGCCUUGUUUUCUGCAAUGCUGUGGAUGUACUAUGCUUUUCUUAAGAAGAAGCAUGCAUUCCUUUUGAUCUCCAUCAACUCAUUUGGCUGCCUUAUUGAAACCAUUUAUAUCUCCAUUUUCCUUGCUUAUGCCUCAAAACAAACUAAGCGUCAGACUAUUAAGCUAGUGGUUUUGUUGAUCGGAGGAAUGUACACGGUGAUAUUUGUGACCACCAUGUUUACAUUUUCGGGGCGGCUUCGUAUAAAUGUUGUGGGAUGGAUAUGUGUGGCCGUCUCUGUGUGUGUUUUCGCUUCUCCCCUCACUAUUAUGUUUCAAGUAGUGAGAACGAAGAGCGUGGAAUUCAUGCCGUUCAGCUUGUCAUUAUUUCUCACGCUCACUGCAAUUGUGUGGUUUGGUUAUGGUAUGCUAUUGGAAGACUUAUGCAUAGCACUACCAAACGUGGUGGGAUUUAUAUUGGGAAUGGUCCAAAUGGUGUUAUAUGGGAUCUACAGAAACGAAAGGCCCGUUAUGGACGACGACAAAAUGGCCGUGCCGCCAGAGCACAUUAUUGUAAACAUGGUGGUUCCCGUUGCCGGCGAAAACUCCGAAAACUCAAAAGUAAACAAUGGCGCCAAUGAUGGAAGUGAGGGAUUGAGGGUAGGAGAAGACAACAAUGACAAGAGAAUAACUCCACGGUCCCCAGAAAUUGUGGAUGAAGUUAUUACAAUCAAAGCUAUAGGAGGAGAUAACACCUCUUCUUAUGGUGGGUGCAGCUCCUAAUGCAUGGUUUCAAUGAAGCAGCACGGAAACGUUCGAGAAAGAGUCAAAAAAUGUCAAAGUUAUAGGAGAGCGCCCUUCUUAUGGUGGGUGCAUCUCCUAAUUAAUGGUUUCAAUGUAGAAGUGCGAAAGCGUUUGAGAAAGAGUACUAAAUGUAGUACUUGUUUUUAUAUAAACGACAUGUUUACUAUUUCAUGUGACUACAUUUUGUGUUGAAAUGUUUGCUACAAUAAGAUUUGAUACACG
Messenger RNA from Cuscuta europaea, 1345 nucleotides. The record is from the annotation of a GenBank genome assembly. Lineage: Eukaryota; Viridiplantae; Streptophyta; Magnoliopsida; Solanales; Convolvulaceae.